Molecule: messenger RNA, 4035 nt
Organism: Chiloscyllium plagiosum (whitespotted bambooshark)
Lineage: Eukaryota; Metazoa; Chordata; Chondrichthyes; Orectolobiformes; Hemiscylliidae
Gene: calcrlb
Product: calcitonin receptor-like b
Biological process (GO): adenylate cyclase-activating G protein-coupled receptor signaling pathway; angiogenesis; cell surface receptor signaling pathway
Cellular component (GO): plasma membrane
Molecular function (GO): calcitonin receptor activity; adrenomedullin receptor activity; calcitonin gene-related peptide receptor activity
Source: RefSeq, a predicted model, not a curated record
CGGUGAUGCUCUUGUAUUGAUUGCUUGCUCCCUGACAGGGUUCCCAGCUCUAAACUUAAAGCCGACAGUAGCGAGUGCAGUUUGCACACUCCGAGAGGGUAGAGCGUGAGAGCCAGUCCUUGCCCUGGAUUAUCCCCUCACUUUGCAGAUCCUGUAUUGAGUUAGCGAGCCGCACAGAGUCUCCCCUGCAAUCCUAAGGAUUAUUCUACUGGAACCUCAAUCCAGCUCCGGCUGGCUGUCAUAUUCAAUAAUAAACUAUUCUGGACAACGUCUUCGAUGGGAGGGAACUGGAUGUUUCAUUUUUUGUUCUUUUUUUCCAUUUCAAAGUUUGCAGUGGUCAUGACUGAGAACAGUACACGGAGUGUAACAGCAGAACUGUACCAAGGAUUUGGCUUCACCAGGCAAAAAAUAAUGACUGCGCAGUAUGAAUGCUACCAGAAGAUUAUGCAGGCUCCUGCACGUAAGGAAAAUGAGACAAGCAUUGCGUGUAGCAGGACUUGGGAUGGAUGGUUGUGCUGGGAAGAUGCACCUCCUGGAACAGUGGCUGUCCAGCAUUGCCCUGAUUACUUCCAAGACUUUGAUCCAUCAGAAAAAGCCAUGAAAAUUUGUGAUGAUAGUGGAAAAUGGUUUCAACAUCCAGAGAGUAAUAGAACAUGGACAAACUACACUCAGUGUAAUGCACACACAAGGGAAAAACGAAAGACAGCAGUAAACUUAUUGUACUUGGCUGUGAUUGGACAUGGAUUGUCAGUGGCGUCCUUGCUAAUUUCUCUUGCCAUAUUCUUUUAUUUCAAGAGUUUAAGUUGCCAGAGGAUAACACUUCAUAAAAAUCUAUUCUUCUCGUUUGUUUGUAAUUCCAUCAUCACCAUCAUCUGGCUAACAGCCGUUGCAAAUAAUCAGAAACUUGUUGAAAGUAAUCCAGUCAGCUGUAAAGUGUCACAAUUCGUUCAUCUGUACUUAAUGGGCUGCAAUUACUUUUGGAUGUUGUGUGAAGGUAUUUACCUUCAUACAUUGAUUGUCGUUGCCGUCUUUGCUGAGAAGCAGCACCUGCUCUGGUAUUACCUUCUCGGAUGGGGUUUCCCACUUAUUCCAGCCACAAUCCAUGCAGUAGCCAGAAGCUUAUAUUACAAUGAUAAUUGCUGGAUAAGUUCAGAAACACAUUUGGUGUACAUAAUUCAUGGCCCUAUUUGUGCUGCCUUACUGGUGAACUUGUUUUUCUUGCUGAACAUUGUCCGUGUCCUUAUAACAAAGUUAAAAGUCACACACAGGACAGAGUCAAAUCUUUAUAUGAAGGCAGUCAGGGCUACUCUGAUUUUAGUUCCCCUGCUUGGGAUCCAGUUUGUGCUGGUUCCAUGGAAGCCAGAAGGCCGAAUAGCUGAAGAAAUCUAUGAGUUUGUAAUGCAUAUUUUCAUGCAUUAUCAGGGCCUAUUGGUGGCAACUAUAUUCUGCUUCUUCAAUGGAGAGGUUCAAACUAUUUUAAGACGUCACUGGAUGCAGUACAACAUUCAGUUUGGAAACAGCCUGACCCAUUCAGAGGGCCUGCGUUCUACCUCUUGCACUGGUACUUCAAUUACAGAAGUACACGGAGGUCUGUAUAGUCAUGAAUCCAAUGGUGAAUAUGUAAAUGGCAAAACAUGCCAUGACAUUGAAAUCAUUGGUCUGGAAACAGGAGAAAUAUGCACCUAAGGAUUAACUACACACACGCUUGUAUUGUUGAAGAUUUCAACGACAGUGAGCAUCUUCCUUUCACUUCAAUGUAAGAGUUCAGCUGAGUCAGCGCUGAAAGUUAUUUUCAUCAUCAAAAUGUUACUUCUGAAUUGGUUAUUUCAUAUGAGAUGAAGGGAAGGACCUGAUGGAUAUAUCCAUGACCUGCAGGAAUUUAGCUUUGUCUGCACUCAAAGUUAUUUUCAUCGUCGAUACGCCUCUCUGCUGAUUUUCAAGUGAUUGUUUCGCGUGAGAUGAAUGAAGAACAUAAUGGAUAUAUCCAUAGCCUUUGACACAGUUGGAAGAAAGUAUCCUGUACUGAAACAAGAGACUUGGAAAUAUUCUUGCAUUUCUGGUCUUCUGACCAAUGUCUCACAAACUGUCAGGCUGUGAAGGUCGGUGCAGUAGUAGAUUCUAAUUCCGCAGGAAGGUGGUCUUUGUCAGGUUGAUAAGCUAGUAUACUGGUUACUAUACAAUCACUCACUUGUGCCACUAUUGUUAUACACCUUACCAAUUCAAAGCUCUCUGUGGUGUAACUUUCACUGAUGUAGAGAAAAAAAUCUUAACAUUCCCUCAGGGUUUCAGUUCACUGCCCUAAUUAUAUACUAGUUUUACGUUUUCUACAUUUUAUAUAAAGCAGGCUCUUAUAAUUAUUACACAAAAAGCUAUAUAACUAUCUUGCAGUAUUGAAUUUUUGAAUGUCAUAAUGCUGGAAAGUAAAAUAGUGCUCAAUUGUAACUUUGUUUACUUUGUAAAUACAAUUUGUGAAGUGUUGGCAUAUUUAUUGCUUGCAUAGUAAAUAUAGUAACAAUGUAAAAAAGUAUUCUCCUUACUUUUUUAGCUGGAAAGUGCUUUGAAACAUUGGUGAUCAUGAAAAGCUUUAUAUGAAUGCAAGUCUUUCAUUUACAUUUUCUUGUUUUUUUGUAAAGAUGCAAUAUUAUAUUUUUGAUUUGUUUAAUGUGUGAUGAUAUUAACCAUCAAAAAUUGACCUAUUUGCUGCCUUACAUGUGUAAUGCUUCUCAGUGAUUCAACAUGACAUGAAAAUGUAUUGAAUGUCUGACUUCCUUACAGUUAUUGCAGAGGAGGUGGAAGAAAGGAGAAGGUAGUCUCUUAAUUUCUUCAGGGAAAAGCUGGUAUGAGUUUAUUGAAGGCUGGGGGCUAUUAUUAAGCACCUCUCAAUACACAUGUUCGAUUAUUCCAAUUUGAAACUCCGCUGGGUGGACAAUAAAUGCUAGCCCAGCAAGUGAUAUCCGCAUCGUGUGAAUGAGUUAUAGUAAAAUUUCAUCUUGAUAGUUUUUUUGAGUCCGUUCUAUAAUUUGUAAAGGUAAUGUGACAGUAUAGUAAACAAUAUUGGAAUCUAUUCAUCAUUAUGCAAUGUUACAGUGCAGAAAUAGUUUCCUUUGUCCACUCUGCGAUUUGUUUUGUCCACAUUUUGCUUAUUCUCACUCAAUUGCUCAGUGCCCACUAGUAUUCUUCCCUUUACAAGGAAUUAUCCAAAUAAUUCAUUCACUUUUUCAUUGCAUGUGGCAGUGUUCUAACCCUCUGAAUGUCAUGACUUUUAUCAUUUCUCCUGAUCAGAAUUUACUCCAAGAAAUUAAACAUUAUUUGGAAUGGGAAACCAAGCAAAUGUUUAACUUUUUAAGAAAAGUAUUUCAACAGCAAAGGGUAAUUUUAUAAUGGAAGUGGAGAUUUAAACUUUUUUUGUUAUCAUAAACGGGCUACUUAAUAUUGUUAAAGUAAAAUUAAAAUAAAUAAUUCAGUAGUUUAAUCUGACAGUUGUCAAAAACAUGUUUUCAACAUACUUUCAAUGUCAAAAGUUGCACAAUGGUCCUAACAUGUAUACAGUCUGACAGAAUAAAUCACAUAUAAUGUCGGGAUUAAUGUCUUUUGUGUGUUUGGAAUUGAAAGGAUUAUAUAAGAAAUAUCAUAAUUUUUUACAACAUUUAGUGUUUCUGAAAAUUUUAAAAAUACAGCUUUCAACCAAACUGUGGGGGAUGUACUCUCCUCUUGCCUAUUAUCUGCUGUAUGAAUGCCAGAGCUUACUCAUAUUGUUGUUGUGGCUUUCACGUCUAUUAUUGUCUUUGUUAAAAUGGUCAUGGCCAAGUUGUCAAAUGUUUUAUUUUGUCAGUAAGAGAAACAUUUAUUGAAUUUGUGUGAUUAUGAUUGCAAGGUGACAGUUAAGGACUUAAUGAAUGAAUAUUGUUAUACAUCAGGAGCAGAAAAUGCUAUAUAAUGUCCUUUUGUGUUAAAAGGUGAUAACAGAUCCAUGUUUCUGCAGGAUGGUGUGACCAUAACAGUUUAAGAUAAUUACACAAAGUUUAUAAAUAUUUG